AUGGAAUCCACGUUUGAGCGGUUCGGCGCAGUCACUCGACUCGGUCUCUAUCUCGCUUUCAUUCUAUGGUCAAUUCUCCUCUUCUUUCUAUGCAUUGCGCGCAUAAAUUAUACCGACCAUCGCAGAAACGAGCCGUCCUUGAAUGGUGGCGCGCCGUUUUAUGAUCCAUCCGUAGUCGAACUAUUGGUGUGCUCCAUGUUGGGAAUGGCCUUUGGAGGCAUAAUGCUACGCAAUCUCUGGUUCCGCAAAUCCCAUUCCUUCCUCUCGACCAACACUUUUGAGAUUGUCGGCCUUGCCGUGCUUUGGUUGCUCUGGCUUGGCGGCGCCGCUGCUGCAUCGACUGUUUGGCCAGAUCUCAGCUGGUGUGUUCAGUAUCAGCCGUGUGUUGUCCUACAGGUCUUGAUGGCUUGGGCAUGGCUGGGAUGGAUCACGCUCACGCUCCUUCUAUUCCCUACUACCUUCCUCGUCUUCUCUCGUGGACAUUGGGCUGAAGAGUGCUUUGAUACCUGGGGCCACCGCAAGUUUGAAGGCAGUCUCAAGGGAGCGGGUACUUGGAGGCGCGAGGACGAAUCGACUCCACCUCCAGUCCCAAGCAAAAGUUCGAUUCGUAAUGGAAAGAUGAGAGAAGCCGGAGGGAUGGCCUAA
Molecule: messenger RNA, 645 nt
Organism: Serendipita indica DSM 11827
Lineage: Eukaryota; Fungi; Basidiomycota; Agaricomycetes; Sebacinales; Serendipitaceae
Source: the annotation of a GenBank genome assembly